Molecule: messenger RNA, 8500 nt
Organism: Phasianus colchicus (ring-necked pheasant)
Lineage: Eukaryota; Metazoa; Chordata; Aves; Galliformes; Phasianidae
Gene: ERCC6L2
Product: ERCC excision repair 6 like 2
Molecular function (GO): ATP binding
Source: RefSeq, a predicted model, not a curated record
ACAGCACCUCUGCUGCCAUUUGUCACACAGCAACAAAAUGUAAGGGAAUAUUGGUGGGAAAGUUCAACCUCCACUGUCAUCCCACCAGUAUCUGCUCCUGAUGUUCUAGUGGGAUACUUGGCCUUGUUUUUGUGAAACUAAUGCAUCAAUUUGGUUCAAGGGAAGUGGUUGCAAGGUUUUGAUCAGAGAUUUUUCAUGAAUUUUUACUCUUUCUGAACUUCAUCCUUGACAAAAGUUGUUCACAAAUGCACGUACUGACAAAAAGCGAUCUCAUGAAUAAGGUAUGAUUGUGAAGCCAAAAAUAUUUUGCUCUGUUAAGACAGAUAAUAUAAAGGUCUAGUAAAGUGACAUGAUCAGAUUUUUGAGUUGAAUAUCUGACUGCAGCUCUAUACACUCCAUUUGAAAACUUGCAGGUAAUAAGUUAACUGCAAAUGGAGUCACAAAUAUACUAAAAAAUUCAUGAAUUUUUUUGCAAUCCUGAGAACUAUUCUCAAAUUCCUUCAUCAGCUUGGAAAGCAUAGUUGCAUAAUUUCUUUGCAGUUUACAGGACUGUGUUUAGUCAAUGUAUCAAAAUGAAUUCAAUUGUUUGCCGUAGCUUGAGUUGGCACUGCACUACACCCUCCCAGUGCCUUUGUUUCGGCCAAACACACACCGAUGUUUGGUUGUUGGUGAGUGAUGGGUGUGUUCCUGGAGCCAGGCUGGACUGGGCCCCUCAGAGAGGAAGAGCUGCUGCCAUGAUAGUGCAGGGCAGGAUGGGCUUGGCCAGGCUGCAUGCAGCCCACAGGCCACAGGUUGGACACGCAUAGUCUAGUUUGUCAACCACUUCUUUCAAUUGUUUAUCAUCUAUGCACCUUGUCCCAUCAUCUGAAUCAUUAAUGAAAGCAUUUUGGUCAGUACUGAUGCCAGUAUUGAACCCAACAUAUGCCACCAGUAAUGGGACUGCAGCUGAAUGUUGCGCUGCUGAUAACAAUCCCUUGAACCAUGAAGUUCAGCCAGUUUUCAGUCCAUCUCACUGUUCAUUUAUCUAGUCCCUACUUUAUCAGUUUGUCUAUAAUGGAUAUCACAGGACAAAGUGCUGAAAGCCUUGUUGACAUCAAAAUAAACAAUAUACGAUGCUGCUCUCCCCUAGUCCACCAAGCCAAUUGUUUCAGACAUUGUCUGAUCUCCUGAAGUACAGGGUUAUAAUCCUACUGUUUGACAUUUUCCCAGAUUCCACCAUCUCGUGACUACUGCAGGCAAUCCUAUCUGCAGAUUUCACAUUUCUGACCAGAUCUUUGCAACUAUCAGACUCAACAGAGCAUUCGCCAUCUGUUGCUUCUUGGAUCACCUGUGCCAAGAAGUUGUCGUCAGCAUGUCCUAGAAACCUCCUGGAUUGUUUUCACUCAACUGUAUCACUCUUCUAAAUAUUUCUGCUGAGGAUGAAGACCUCAAAAGGUCAACUGUCUGCUAGCAGAAGACUUUCUCAAGGUAUCCAAAAAGGGCCUCACCUACCUGUUUCUGACCUAGAGGACUGCAGCACACAUCCAUUGCAACGUUGCCCUCUUUAGGUUGCUUGUCUCAGUUGGUCUGAGAUCUGUCCUUAGGCAGAGCUCUCUCAAGUAUUACCUGCCAGUCCCACUUCUCAUUGUCCUGGCCAGUAUCUUCUGAACUGCCCAAGUCUGUCCUCACCCACAGUUCAGUCAUGAGCCAUACUGCUACAUUUCUAUGAUCCCAACCAGACUGUGAGCCAUACAGCAAUACACAAGGACCCUAAUUUGUCCUCUUGAUACCCUAUGGUGCAUGUGUUAGUGUACAGACACUUCUGAGUACUCUGCUAGGCUGAUUUCCUCUAAGAAUUGUGAAAGCUUCUUGAAUACUACUUAUGGAAAAUGUUUUAAACAGUGUGGCAAAUAUCUGGGACAAAAAACAAAAACAAAAAACCACCUUCCAAAGCAUUUGUUCAGUGCAUAUCACAUUAUCGUGUUCCUCUUAGUACCACUUUUAAAUGAACAAACUCUUUUACAAUGUUACACGUGAACAUUUCAGAGACAUAGCACAUCUUUUAAAAGUGUUUAUCCCCAUUCUCCUAUUCAUUUUGGCUCUUAUCUAACACUUCUCUUAUGAAAUCUAAAUCUAAGGUCAAUAUGAACAAAGUUCAAAUUUUCACAUGCAGUUUAGAUAUAUUAAACUUUUCAGCAACAGCAAUAGUUUUUCAAAAUAAAGUCUUUUCACAAAUCUCUUCCUGCAGAAACACACAGUGUGAGGUGUUUUUUAUAUCUUAGAAAAUAGCUUCUAUUAAAAUAACUUGAGUUAGAAAUAACAUCUAUAUUCUAAAAACUUUAAAAGAUAGAUUACAGAAGUAAGUAAUUCACUGACUUCUGAAAAGUUUCAUUAUGGGCCUGGGCUUUUAAGAAUGUCCUCAUGAAAGAAGUUUUUAUCUCACUGGGCCAACUUCCAUUUUCUAGCCUUUUUUUUUCCUCUAAAGGUGUUAAAGAUACAGAAUCUGCUUGUAAUUUGUGAGAAGAAUUUUACAUACUGGCAUAAAAGUUAACCAAGGCAUAAAAGGAAUCAGCUGUUCCUGUUAAGUAUGUAUUCCUUCCUCUUCUGCCCGUGCAAAGAGAGAAAGCCUUACAAAAUAUACCUGACUGAAAAGGAGACAAAUACUAGGAGUAUCCACUGGAUUUUCAGUUCUUUCUCCAACUAAGCCACUGACAUCCUACCAUGGACUUAAAUGCAGAAUGGGACCACAUGAGCACAGGCAGAACAUUAGCCUGUUAGGUUAAUGAAUAUUAGAAAAAUUUAAGCAAGAGACUAAUGUGUUUCUUAUUUCCUCCUAUUGUGACGUUGUAAUACUGUGUUUUUGACAGUAAAAUAACAGCUGCACUCCACAGGAAAGAAUCCUCAUUAAGCAGAACUAUCUCUAUAAUAGUCAAAUGCAACAUAAUAUUCAUUAAGUAAACACCCUAUGGUAUGAACAAACAUUUAUCUUCAAACAUGACCCAGUUUAAAAGUUUGCCUUAGAAUGACAACUUACAUGUUCCUGCAGAAUUUUCUAACAUGCUUUGAGGGCUGAAAUUCAUUAAGUUUCUGAGGGUUACAUUCUUAUUAUUUUGCCAAAUUUUCAAAACAUCAUGCCGUUUCCAGCUUUGUUUUUAUGAUGGUCUGGCUAUUGUCACAUUCCUUUAGAAUCAAUGUAGCUAAACAUGACUACAUCUGUAUUUUAAAAACAACUGAAUUUAUUGGUAUUGUAUUUUUGAACAACCUUCCCCAACAUACAUGGUAUCCAAUAUAUAUGUAGCUUAUUGCUGCAGCAACUCUAUCAGUGCUUUCAUGCCUGCUAUUUUUCUGUUAGUCUAAUACCACUGGCUCAUAAACCACCACACACAAUUAAUUAAGUUGUUACAACAAAAUUCCAGCUAACAACAAAGACGAUGUACAGAAAGAACUUCAUCUUGCUUUGGGUUCUCUUGAGUCCUCAUUCCUCUCAGAGUAGGCAGGUGGCUGCUCCCUGCAGAAAAGCACACAGACUCACUUCUGCAGGAAUCCAUUGCUGUGCUUUGCUCCUAGAAGUGUUUUAUUCAGAGCAGCAAGUGCCAUGACACCCACUAGAUCCCCUACUGGCUUGCUAACACAAUCUCUUUUUUCUUCCCCUAUGGAUAUUGCUACAAACAACAGCAGCAUUAAAAGAAAAUUCAAUUAAAAAUAUAUUUAGUAUGUAUCAAGAUGUCUAAUUAUUCAAGCUGGCAACACUCCAUUCAGGGGCUCUUCAAGUGCAAGAUCACACUGUUCACCUGCCAUAAAUCUGCCCAGCAGCAGCACUACAAGUACUACAAUCCAACUCUCCACACAUCCUACGAAAGCGCCUUUAAGUCAGUGUGGGCACCACCAUGCUGCUGCACUCUGCGCAGACAGGAGCUGCUCCCCAACAGCCCUUACCCAGACGCCGGCCUCACCACAGCAGCCCCAUGGCAGUCCUAAGGCUCAGUGCCACAAAAGGGCCCCAGACGGCUGCACCACAACUCAGUGACAAACCAUAAUGGCGGAGAAGGUCAACCCGAAGACCCCGAACCGCGCCCGAGGCGUUGCGUCGCAAACUUCUCACUUAAGGCCCAAAGCCGGCAGCCCGCGGCCGAGAUUUCCUACCACUCUCGCGAGAAGUAGCGCAAGCCUCGCGAUACGAAGAGCCGCGGCCGCGCCACCGCCGCUCUUCUCGCGGGAUCGCUCCCGCCCCGCCGCUUCGGUUGCGGCUUUUCCGGCUGCGCGUGCGGCAGCGUCCCGCGGGGCUGUGUCAGACGGUAACGUGAAUCUGCCCGAGCUGAGUGAAGGCGGAGCGGUGCAACAUGUCCUCAGCAGGCGCGGCGCGUGCGGUGGCUGCUCAGCGUCCUGCCGGCUUCCCGCGCCCUUUCCCGGCCGUGCUUCGCCGCGGGGUCGCCGAGCGGUGCCCGUCUCUCGGCUGCCCUUCGGGAGCGUGAGCGUCCCGCGAGUCCCGGCCCCGCUGCUGGGGUGCUCCUCGCCACAACUGCACUCACGUCAGUUACGAUGGGUGAUGCGUGGCCAGAUAGAUGGCAUGUUGGGGAGAGAUGCCUUGCACCUUGUCCUGAAAAUGGAAAGUUUUCUGAAGGAACAAUAUCAUCAAUUGAAAAGGACAAGAACGGAAAAUCAUUUGCUGUUGUAUCAUUCUUGGAAUCUGAAGACAAGAAAAUACUAAUAUCUGAGCUCUGUAGAGUUGAAGCUGGCAGAUGUUCCUGGAAGAGCGUAAUAUUUGAUGACAGUGACCUGGAAAAGCCUUAUUUUCCUGGACAAAAUCUUCCAUCUUCAGCAGUUGCUUUUAAGUUAUCUGAUGAUGGUGAUUUUAUCCCAUAUACAAUUAAUAGAUACCUGCGUAGUUAUCAAAGGGAAGGAGCCCAGUUUCUCUAUUGGCACUAUGCUAAUAAAAAGGGAUGCAUUCUUGGAGAUGAUAUGGGCCUUGGAAAGACAGUACAGGUCAUUUCAUUUUUGGCUGCAGUGUUACACAAAAAAGGAACACGUGAAGAUAUUGAAAACAAUAUGCCAAAAUUUUUACAAAGGACAGUGAAAAAAGAAUCAAAAUGUAACCCUAACAAGACUUUUCUCAUAGUGGCCCCUCUUUCAGUGCUGUACAACUGGAAGGAUGAGUUGGACACAUGGGGGUACUUCAAGGUCUCUGUGUUACAUGGCAGUAAAAAGGAAGAUGACUUGAAUCGUAUCAAGCAAGGGAAAUGUGAAGUUGCCCUUACAACAUAUGAGACUCUUCGCCUGUAUUUAGAUGAACUUAACAAUAUAGAGUGGUCUGCUGUCAUAGUGGAUGAAGUGCACAGAAUCAAGAAUCCAAAGUCUCAAAUAACUCAAACAAUGAAGUCCUUAAAAUGCAGUGUUCGCAUAGGCCUUACCGGAACCAUUCUUCAAAACAAUAUGAAGGAACUUUGGUGUGUCAUGGACUGGGCUGUACCAGGACUUUUGGGUAGUAGAGUGCAUUUCAAGAAGAAAUUUUCUGAUCCAGUGGAGCGUGGCCAGAGGCACACUGCAACUAAAAGAGAGCUAGCAACAGGUCGUAAGGCGAUGGUGAAGCUAGCAAGAAAAAUGUCUAGCUGGUUUCUGAGACGUACAAAAGUGCUUAUCAGUGAUCAGUUGCCAAAAAAAGAAGACAGAAUGGUGUACUGUUCCCUGACAGAAUUCCAGAAAGCAGUAUACCAGGCUGUGCUGAAGACAGAGGAUGUAAGCCUAGUAUUAAGAGCAGGAGAACCCUGCAGCUGCAACAGCGGCCGUAUAAGGAAGAAUUGUUGUUACAAAAUGAAUUCCCAUGGUGAAACAAUCAAGUCACUGCAAUUCAGUUACUUGACAAUCCUACAGAAAGUUGCAAAUCAUGUUGCAUUGCUGCAGACAGACAACACUAGCAAGCAGCAGGAAACACAUAUCAAACGAGUUUGCAAUGAAGUGUUUUCCAGUUUUCCAGAUUUUAUGAAGUUAAGCAAAGACGCAGCCUUUGAAACAAUUUCAGAUCCAAAGUACAGUGGAAAAAUGAGGGUCCUUCAGCAACUUUUAAAUCACUUCCGAAAAAAAAAGGAUAAAGUUCUUCUCUUCUCCUUUUCCACGAAGUUGCUGGAUGUACUGGAGCAAUACUGUAUUGCAUCUGGGCUAGAUUUCCGAAGACUUGAUGGAAAUACAAAAUCAGAAGAUAGGAUCAGGAUCGUAAGAGAGUUCAACAGAGUUCAAGAAAUUAACAUAUGUCUUGUAUCUACAAUGGCUGGUGGAUUGGGUCUUAAUUUUGUUGGUGCCAAUGUUGUUAUACUGUUUGAUCCAACGUGGAACCCAGCAAAUGAUCUUCAAGCUAUUGACAGAGCUUACAGGAUUGGUCAAUGCAAAGAUGUUAAAGUGUUUAGACUGAUAUCCUUGGGAACUGUGGAGGAGAUUAUGUACUUACGGCAAGUUUACAAGCAGCAACUUCACUGUGCUGUGAUUGGAAGUGAAAAUGCUAAGCGAUAUUUUGAGGCAGUGCAAGGAUCAAAGGAACAUCAAGGAGAACUUUUCGGCAUCCAUAACCUUUUCAAAUUUAGAAGUCAUGGGUCUUGUCUUACGAAAGACAUCCUGGAGAGGGAAGGACAAGUAGAAGCUGGAGUCAUGACAGUGACUACUUGGCUAAAAGAAGAACCUCCUCAGGACAGUUCAGAAAAUUGUGAACAACCAGACUAUGGAGGAGCUAGAGGACCUUCAAGCACUAAGGCGCAGUUAGAGAGAGAAGAAACUGAUUUUCAUGAUUAUUUUAGUGAUGAUGAUAAUAUUCUAGAAAUUUCCAUGAAAAAAACUAACAGAAAGAAGCCUUGCAGCACAAAUAAUUUAAUGAUAGCAAAGAGACAGCUUUCCUUAGUGCAAUGUGGAUUCUCUAACUUGUUGCAGAGAGAAACUGAAGCUGCUGAAAGAAGUGGUAAUACUGACUCUCACCAUUCAGGUUCUGAUGGUCAGGCUAUAAGAACAUGUGUCAACAGCAAGUGUGAUGAUGUUCAGAAACGUGAAAGCUACGUGCAUAUUUUGGAGCACAGGAAAACUGCUCAGUUACCAAAUGGAACUGAUAAACAAGAUGUGCAUAGAGCAGAUUGUCUUGUUUUAUCAGACUCUGAAGAAGAAGUGGACAGAGAAAAUGAGGAUCUAUGCAUUUCAAGGCAAAGUGAUGUAGUAAUGGAAACUGAAAGCAGUUCUGAAGAAAACUGUGAUAUCAUCUUUCCUACCCAAUUUCCAGCAAGCCACCAAGCAAUGCAUACUAAAAAAAUUGAAAUACAGACGACAGAAUCUGAAAAUUGUGAAGAGUCACUAAGAAAAAAAAAUGAGUUUGUACUUAAGGAAGAAGGUAGGCAAUUUGUAUUCCAUAGUACCAAAUCAAAUUUCAGCGGAAUUGUGCCUUUUAAAAACAUGAAAAACAACGCAAGAGGUUUGAAAGGUGCAAGCGACAUAAGUGAUGAAUCUGAUGAUAUUGAAAUUCCCUGUCACUCCGAAUCAGGAAAGUUAAGAACAUUCAGCUUCAUGAAAGGGAAACAAAGGCAUACACAAAGCAAUGCACUAGGCAGACUCUCAAAACCUCUGCCUCAAAGGAUGAAGACUUUGAGGAGGAGGAAAGAAAGAGGAAGUGAUUCUCAGAAUAUAGAUGAAUAUUCAUCCUUUGAAGAUAACUUACAGGUUGAAAAGAUUCACACCCAAGAAAAAAGCUGUAAGUGUAAAAGCCAGAGAUGCAGAGUUCAAAUCAGAUCUAAAAUGCUCCAUCCUGUUCAGGAUGGUACGCACUCUUCUGCACAGAUGAAGUCUGGCAAUUAUGCUGUGCAUAGAAGUUCUACACAUAGAGCUCAGUUUGACCAUCGGAAUCAAAAUGUGGAAUCAAUGGACAGAUAUUUAGGUAACUAGUCAUUUAACUUCCUUGUUUUUUUUUAAUCUUAAAUACUAGUGUCUCUGCUGCAGAUUAAGUUCUUCCUUCUAUGUAUCAUUUUGUUAAAAUACACUAAUAAAUGCACUGUUAACUUACUUAAUAAUAUCUGUAUUGCUCUUUUUACCUCUUAGCCUAACUAUUCUAUCUUCCAAGGAAAUGGGCUUCUCUGUAAUAUUUUGUUGAAUGUUUACUUAUCUGUUGAAAGAUUCUAAGAAGGAUGUUUAAUUAACAAUUCACAAAUUUAAAUACUUAAACUGUAAAAGUCUGGACUGGAAUGGUAUGGAUUUUUUAUUUUCCUAAAUUUUUAAUUAUAUGUGACUUGAGAGUUUGAAAUACCAUGUGCAAGAUUUCAUUUGAUUAGUGACUUACCUUUAAACACCUUUAAACAAUAGAUGCUUUGAAAUUUAUUCUUUCUCUAUCUGAAGAAGCCCCAUAGCAGCAGCAUUAAACUGUCUGGAUAAAGCUGCUGAUUGUCUUCAUUUAAGAGAGCUGAGAAACCUAGUGUUGAAUGUAAUUGUAACAAAAGUUACAAGUUUCAAAUAAAAAUUAUUAAUGACUAAUUAAUUGCAGUAUCUUUCUUGAGUGUAACUG